AAGGAAAGCUACAAGUCGCAUUUUGUCGUCCUUCUUCAGCCGUCAACAACACUCGAUAGUUUGACCAAGUUUAGCGAGGAAGACUAAAUAAACGUCGAAUUAUUUAGCAAGAACUUGUCAUAUCCGCCAUGUUGAGACUGAACUUCAGGCGGGAGAAAGACAAAGAAUACAAACACAUCGCCCAUGGUUUGAUCCCUGCUGCCUCCAUUGCCCCCAAAGCUGCUGUGCCUCGUACCCCACCCCCACGCAGCCCCAACCCCUCACCUGAGAGACCCAGAUCGGCCUUAGCGGCGGCCAUCUUGUCUUCAUCGCUCACCGGACAGACCUGGGCGCUGCCCCCGACUCGCCCAAGGUCUUUCUCUGAGGCCCAACGAUCCGCCUCCUUCGUUUCGGAGCCGAACAUCAGCACCGCACUUUUCACACGGGAUCGAUGGUCGGAAGACUUUGCUGCUCGCCCGCGUCUGUCCUGGCCUGACCACUCUGAGGAGGAUGACCAAGAAGACCGGCUGCUGAGCGGCGUCGCUGCAGAAGUCGUUGGUGCUGCGCCCCUGGAACACUCGGCUGAGACUCCCCAGGCCAGUCCCAUGUUGUCCAGCAGGGAGUCUUCUUCUCCAGAAUCCCCGCAGCAAAGAGGUGUAGAUCUUCCUAAAGCCAGCAGUGUUGUCUUAAAGAAGCAAGUGUCAGUGAAGAGGAGCUCCAGGAGCCUUGGAGAAGAUGUUCCACUCAUCAGCCAGCAGGGCGGCGCCAAAAGAGAACCAAAAGAAGCGGCCAACCUGCCAUCUUCUGACAGCCUGCGGGGGAGGGGCGCUCUCAGGGCCUUGAAGGUGGAGAACGCCAAGUUGGAGGCGGAGCUGCGACGCCUGCAGCAGGAAGUUACUCGUAGCCCCGCCUCCACGUCCACUACAGGCAUGCAGACACAACUGCACACUCUGAGACAACAAACCCAGGAGCUGCUGGACCAAAACAACGCCCUCAAACGUACCAUUCAUCCCCUGAAUGCAGAGAUGACACACUCCAAGCAGGAGGCGGAUUUGAAGCCUUUCUCUCCCCGCGCCUUGGCCUACGAGGACAUGCUGAAGAAGAAGGAUGCACUGCUGCACACCACGGAGGACGAGGUGAAGCGUUUGAGAGCGCGCCUGGAAGAAGUGGCCAAAGAAAACAAGAGACUUCACGGGGAACUUGCCAAGACCGGAGGGAUGAGCCCAGACGACCGCCUUCAAGUGCAGCAGCAGGCCCUGCUGGUCUUGCAGGAGAAUCACUUCCUGAGCCAACAGCUGGAGGCGCUGCAUGUUAAGACCAAGGACCACCACAGCAAACACCUGGCUGAAGUGUCCAAAGUGUCCAAGCAGCUGAUGCUGAUGGAGGCGGAGAACCAGCGUUUGCAGGAGGAGCUGGACGGGAGCAGGAGGGAGGAGCAGAGCCAGAAGAAGGAGGUGCUCCGUCUGCGAGGCCUCCUCAAGGACGCCGUCGCCUGGGAGGAACACUGCAACAUUGCUGGGAGACUCAGGCGGCAGCUCGAGCAGGAGCAGAGCAGGAACGUGGAGGAGCUGGAGGAGGUGCGCCUCCAAGCGUCCGGCCUGCAGGUGCACAACCGCAGUCUUUUGGCGGACAACGCCAAGCUGACGGCUGAUGUGCAGAGAAUGGAGGCGGAGCUGGAGCUGAGCAGACAAGCCAACAGGAAGGCGGAGAAGAAGCUGAGCGCACUGAAGCACCAGAAGGACGAGUGUGCGCUGAAAGAGGAGAAGACCAGGAAUUACCUGGAAUCUGUCCUGGCUGUGGCCGACGGGAUCUCCCAGGAGCGAGACCAGCUACUACACAUGGCGUCGACGCUUCAGCAGGAAAAGCAGGAGUUCCUCGGCAAGAUGGUGAACGGCACCGUUCAAUUCGGAAAGCUGGAGGAGCGCGUCAAGGUGUACCGCAAGCAGGCGUCCAGCCGACUGGCGGCGCUGGAGGAGGCGGCGGAGGGCAAGGCGGCGUCCUACCACAGGGAGGUGGUGCACCUGCAGAGUCUGCUGGCGGAGAGGCAGCAGGCGGAGGAGAGGCUGCUGCAGUCCAAACGGGCGGUGGAGGAGGAGCUGGAGGUGGUGUGGCAGGCGGCUACCAGGGAGAACCAGCACAUCAAAGACACUCUGUGGGACUCCAGGCCCAUAGGAGACCUCCUUGCUGACCGGCCUCUCGGAGCAGCCCACAAGUCCUCGGACCACCUGGACGUCUACACCUAGAGGAACUCCUCUUGCAUCCCUCAGGCAACUUUUC
Nerophis lumbriciformis (worm pipefish) is the source of this 2256-nucleotide messenger RNA. RefSeq names its product centrosomal protein of 89 kDa-like. Lineage: Eukaryota; Metazoa; Chordata; Actinopteri; Syngnathiformes; Syngnathidae. Gene Ontology annotation, cellular component: ciliary transition fiber; centriole. Gene Ontology annotation, biological process: mitochondrion organization; chemical synaptic transmission; cilium assembly. The record is from RefSeq and is a predicted model, not a curated record.